Chelmon rostratus (copperband butterflyfish) is the source of this 3583-nucleotide messenger RNA. RefSeq names its product excision repair cross-complementation group 2 (gene ercc2). Gene Ontology annotation, molecular function: hydrolase activity, acting on acid anhydrides, in phosphorus-containing anhydrides; DNA helicase activity; damaged DNA binding. The record is from RefSeq and is a predicted model, not a curated record. Bases 132 to 2414 code for a protein of 760 amino acids. The transcript is spliced from 23 exons. NCBI's taxonomy places the organism in Eukaryota, Metazoa, Chordata, Actinopteri, Chaetodontiformes, Chaetodontidae. Gene Ontology annotation, biological process: nucleotide-excision repair; transcription by RNA polymerase II; positive regulation of mitotic recombination. Gene Ontology annotation, cellular component: nucleus.
AGAAGAAGCUGCUUCCGCUUCGAGCUGCAGUGUGUUUGGUUGUUGUACUGAGACUAAAGUUCUCAAAGAUUUUACCACAACAGCUAACGUGACUGUCAGAUAAGAGGACCGGCUGCUGCACGUUUUACAAAAUGAAGCUCAACAUCGACGGUCUGCUGGUGUAUUUUCCGUAUGACUACAUAUACCCUGAGCAGUACUCCUACAUGCUGGAGCUGAAGAGGACGCUGGAUGCUAAGGGUCAUGGAGUCCUGGAGAUGCCGUCAGGAACAGGGAAGACCAUCUCUCUGCUGUCUCUCAUUGUUGCCUAUCAAAGGGCCUUUCCUUUGGAAGUGACCAAACUGAUCUACUGCUCCAGAACAGUUCCUGAGAUCGAGAAGGUCGUGGAGGAGCUGAGGAAGUUGAUGGAGUUUUAUUCCAAGCAAACCGGAGAGAGCAACAACUUCCUGGCUCUGGCCCUUUCCUCCAGAAAGAACCUCUGCAUCCACCCAGAGGUGAGCUCUCUGCGCUUCGGUAAGGAGGUUGAUGGAAAGUGUCACAGUCUAACAGCAUCGUACGUUCGUGCACAACGCCACAGCGACCCCAACCUGCCCGCAUGUCGCUUCUAUGAGGAGUUUGACGCAGUCGGCCGACAGGUGCCUCUUCCCGCUGGCAUCUACAACCUCGACGACCUGAAAGACUUCGGCAGGAGGAAAGGCUGGUGUCCGUACUAUCUGGCACGCUACUCAAUCCUGCAUGCCAACAUUGUGGUGUACAGCUACCAUUACCUGCUAGACCCCAAGAUAGCCGACCUGGUGUCCAAAGAGCUGGCCAAGAAGUCCGUAGUGGUGUUUGAUGAGGCUCAUAAUAUCGACAACGUGUGUAUCGACUCGAUGAGCGUGAACAUCACCAGACGAACCCUCGACCGCUGCCAGAACAACGUGGACACGCUUCAGAACACCAUACACAAGAUAAAGGAGACGGAUGCUGCUAAACUGAAGGAGGAGUACAGGCGAAUGGUGGAGGGGCUGAAGGAGGCCAGUGUCGCCAGGGAAACGGACAUCUACCUCUCAAAUCCUGUGUUACCAGAUGAAAUUCUUCAAGAGGCGAUCCCCGGCACCAUUCGCACAGCAGAGCACUUUGUCGGUUUCUUGAGGCGUUUCAUGGAGUACCUGAAGUCCCGUCUGCGGGUCCAGCACGUCGUGCAGGAGAGCACCCCCCAGUUCCUCAAAGACAUCUUCGACAAAGUCUGCAUCGACCGCAAGCCUCUCCGGUUUUGUGCAGAGCGGUUACAGUCGUUACUACGUACUUUGGAGAUUGCCGACAUUGCAGAUUUCUCAGCUGUUACACUCAUCUCUAACUUUGCCACCCUGGUCAGCACCUACAGCCAAGGUUUUACCAUCAUCAUCGAGCCCUUUGAAGACAGAACUCCAACCAUCGCCAACCCUGUGCUGCACUUCAGCUGUAUGGACCCGUCUAUAGCCAUCAAACCUGUCUUUCAGAGAUUUCAGUCGGUUGUCAUCACCUCAGGGACUCUCUCUCCGCUGGACAUCUAUCCCAGAAUCCUCGACUUCCGCCCGGUUACCAUGGCGUCAUUCACCAUGACACUGGCACGGACCUGCCUAUGUCCUCUGAUUGUCGGCAGGGGGAACGAUCAGGUGGCCCUGAGCUCAAAGUUUGAGACCAGAGAAGACUUUGCUGUGAUUCGUAACUAUGGCAACCUCCUCCUUGAGAUGUCUGCGAUCGUUCCCGAUGGCAUCGUGGCGUUUUUCACCAGCUACGUCUACAUGGAGAACAUCGUGGCGUCUUGGUAUGAACAGGGCAUCCUGGAGAAUAUCCAGAGAAACAAGCUGAUCUUCAUUGAGACUCCAGAUGCUGCAGAGACCAGCAUGGCCUUGGAGAAAUACCAGGAGGCUUGUGAGAACGGCAGAGGAGCCAUCCUCCUGUCUGUGGCCAGGGGAAAGGUCUCCGAAGGAAUAGACUUCGUGCACCACUUUGGCCGAGCCGUCAUCAUGUUCGGAGUGCCUUAUGUUUACACGCAGAGCCGCAUCCUGAAGGCUCGUCUGGAGUACCUUCGGGAUCACUUUCAGAUCAGAGAGAAUGACUUUCUGACGUUCGAUGCCAUGCGUCACGCGGCUCAGUGUGUGGGCAGAGCCAUCAGAGGCAAGACCGACUACGGACUCAUGAUUUUUGCCGACAAGCGUUACGCCCGAGCAGACAAACGCGGGAAGCUUCCUCGCUGGAUUCAGGAGCACAUCAACGACGGCAGUCUGAACCUCACCGUGGACGAGGCCGUCCAGCUCUCCAAGCACUUCCUGCGGCAGAUGGCUCAGCCUUUCAGACAGGAGGACCAGUUGGGUCUGUCUCUGCUGACUCUCGAGCAGCUGGAGUCGGAGGAGAUGCUGCAGAAAAUCUCUCAGAUCGCUCAUCAGACCUGAAGGUGACGUACACUGCACAAUGCCAUCGCCACGGCAACACCCGUGAUGGCGUCAGCAGCUGUCACAAUGACGUCGUUACUGUGGCGAUUAGAGCUGGGUCAGAUAGCAGGCGCAGUUCAGUCAUUUUAACCCGCUUGGUGUGCUGGAUGUAAGGAGUUUACCUCGUAUAUUCAGACAGUUUGUUGGUUAUCAAACAGUUUAAAGCUUUCAGUAUUUCAGCUCUCACUCACACACUUCUCUGUGAUGCUGUGUGUGAACAUACACAGCAGUUAUUCUGUGUAGCGUCUGUCAUACAGGCAAGACUACUGGUAGUUCCCUUUGUAAGUGUAGGAAGUCACAUUUUAUACUGAAUACUUCUGUAUCUGUUGUUCCACCAGGAAGUUGGAAUAUAAAUGUUUGUAUUUAACUGUUUGUGUGCUUCCUUUUUUAAAAGGCCUUUCCAUCCUGAUAAAAACAAGGGCAAACACCUUUGAAGCCAUAAAACACGCAACACUUCCAAGCAAACAACAAACACUAGAAGGGUGUUAAAGUCUUAUUGUAAUUUAUUUCAGCUCAAGUUUGCAAAUAUAAAAUACAAACAUUCAUAUUUACCAGAAUAAACAGUGUCAGGAGACAUUUAGUCCAGUUUCUACACAGGUUUGUCUGUAACAUUCUCAGUAUUUCAAUAACAGACUGUAGUUUCUACAGUAACUAACAGCCGAUUUCAGCCCUUACAACAAACAGCAGUGACCACAGCAAAUGUACAAUCAGUAGUUCUCCAUCAUGGGAAAACAGGACAAACUGAAUGUUUGAGCAAAGAAAGAGGAAGUGAGUCAAAAGAGGACAUAAAAUAAAAAUAUGGAAUAAAAUCCACGAGGGUCGGGGGGUCAACGUCGUCAUCAGGGAUCCGACAUUUCUGAGCAACACGCUCGUUUGUACCUCACUUUAAACAUUCCUGAGUGUGAAACGCACAAAACUACAGUCACUUACUGUUCUGUGUCGUAUCAACAUAAAAAGAGAUCGUAUGUAUAUUUUAUUCACACGGCGUUGUAUUCAUGUCACCAGUUUGAGUCGAAACUACUUCAAGUAAAUUUCACGAAACAAAACGAAAAAGAGCACAAAGAAAUCUUGUUUACUAUUUGUAAUAGUGAGUUGUUGAUUUCAGGCAUUUCAGUGAAUAAGCAUUGAUG